Crotalus tigris (Tiger rattlesnake) is the source of this 2543-nucleotide messenger RNA. RefSeq names its product astacin-like metalloendopeptidase. The transcript is spliced from 11 exons. Gene Ontology annotation, biological process: proteolysis. NCBI's taxonomy places the organism in Eukaryota, Metazoa, Chordata, Lepidosauria, Squamata, Viperidae. Gene Ontology annotation, molecular function: zinc ion binding; metalloendopeptidase activity. The record is from RefSeq and is a predicted model, not a curated record. The coding region runs from base 542 to 1975 and encodes 477 amino acids.
CCUCUAUGGAGCUAUCUCUGGUACCCAAAAGUUUGGGGGCCAUUGUCAUAUAGUGUUUAUAUAUUGAAAUGUGGAAAUCUGCACAUUUUCAUCCUCAUGACUAACUUUGUUUGGGUUGUGGACCUACAAGUUGGAAUACUGCCAGCUUCCAGGAGAAAAGCCCAAUGCUCCAGGUGCAUGGCUGAAGAAUGGGCUCAUGUUCCUAACACUUUUUUCCUUCUUACUUAUGUACCGAUUACUCACACAUCUCAUUAUUAGUUACCCAACAGUUAGUCUUGCUCAUAUUGCAACAUUCCUUGUUUUGUUUUGUUUUUUUUUUUUUAAGAUAAAAUAGCACAAAAUGAUCCCUAGCCAACUCUACUGGGAAUUCUCACAGCUUGUUUCUUUCUGAGAAAAUACAUCUUGCCAUCUAACUGUUCUACAGUGAUUAAAGCCAGCAGUCUUCACUGAAAAUUGUAAUCCAAUGAGCAAAUACAAUCACUAGAUCUGAAGAAGCAGAGCUCCUUGUAACUUACAAAAACCUGUGAAAAAAAAUUCAAAGAUGAAUCUUCUAGCACUAUUGAGCCCCUUAUUGUUAUCCUUCCAUAGGCUUACAAGAAGUAAAUCUGUCCAGGGAAUUCGGGAAAACAAGGACUCAGGGGAAACUGAAUUUCAUCAAGAUGAUAUUGUUUAUAAAAGAAGAACACAGAGAAGUGCCAUGAGCUGUAGUGGAAAUUGUUUCUGGCCCAGAUCAGAAGAUGGCCUGGUCAAGAUCCCAGUUAAUAUCUCUCCCGAUUUUUCCGUGGAGCACAAAGAUGUGAUAAUUAAAGCAAUGGAAGAAUUUGUUACCCUGACAUGCAUCCGGUUUAUCAAACACACAGUAGAAUAUGACUACAUAAACAUUGUCCCUGGAGAUCGAUGCUGGUCCUAUUUUGGAAAGAUUGGAGGCAGACAGCAACUCAGUUUGUUGAAAAAUGGCUGCAUAUAUAAAGGAUUGAUUCAGCAUGAGCUCAACCACGCACUAGGCUUUCUACAUGAACAAACCCGCAGUGACCGAGAUAAUUAUGUUAAAAUUAACUUGGAAUAUGUUGCCAAAGGAGAACGGGGGAAUUUUGAGAAAGAGAAUACCACCAAUCUAGGUCUUCCAUACGACUAUGAUUCAGUUAUGCAUUAUGGCGCGUAUGAUUUUUCUAAUACUGCUGGAAAACCAACCAUUAUACCCAUUCCUAAUGGAUCUGUACCAAUUGGUCAAAGAGUAGGACUGAGCAACUUAGAUGUGAAAAAAAUCAAUAAGCUCUACAACUGCAAUGAUUGUAGCACUGUGCUACAUAAUCCAGGUGGCCAUUUUUGCUCUUAUAACUACCCCCAUUCAUAUCCCAGAAACAUCACCUGCUUGUGGCUCAUUCAAACUCUACAAGGAAAGAUCUUCCUGAGUUUUCAUGUUCUUGAUCUCCAGAGUUCUCCAAACUGUUCCUCUGAUUACAUCCGAAUUUAUGAUGGAAGCAGUAGAAAAGGUCGGAUUCUCAUUGACAAAUGUUGCGGGGCAGGGCAAUUACCUGCCGUGGUAGCUUCUGGGAACACAAUGCUUAUAGAGUUUGUAAGUGAUGAAGAUGAGACUGCAACAGGAUUUAUGGCCUCUUACACACAUGUAAAGUGUGGAGGAACAUUCACUAAUACUUCGGGAGUCAUUACUACUCCAAACUUUCCUAAAAAAUACCCUCCAAAUCAAGCUUGCCUAUGGAUUAUCAGUGCUCCUCCAGAAAAUAAGAUAUCUUUGACCAUGACCUCUUUUGAACUGGAAGACAUUGAUGGAUGCAGAUACGACAGACUUGUGUUUUAUGAUGGCAGUCAAAGCAGUUCUCCAUUUAUUGGCACUUUCUGUGGAAAAAUGAAAGUUCCUCCUUAUACUUCUACUGGAAACUUUCUUCGUAUAGAGUUUUACACCGACUUUGCUUUUCAACUUUCUGGAUUCAAGAUGAACUACUCAAUCAGUUAAAUAAAACUUCUAGAAUUUCUGAACAUCAGUUUGUGGGGUGUAUUGUGAAAAAUUAUCAAACACUAUAUGCAAUGUACAGUAGUUAACUUAAUAAAUAAUUGAAUUACUUAUGUAAUCAAAAGUUUUAUUCUAUUCUGUGCUCGCAAAACAUUAGAGAUUAAAUGGCUGGAUAGAUAACAUUAAUUCAAAAGAAUUUCAAGAGUUUAUUUAUGCAAAGCUUAUUAAAAGAAAGACCACACAUUUUAUUAUAUUUAACUUGUAAAACUGAUUAACACAGUAGCUCCUAAGUUGAAUAGCUUAAAAAUGUAAGUGGAUAAAGUCAUGGAGGACAAAUCUUUCAAGUGCAAUUUAUCUUGAGAUUCAGUAUUGCUCCUAGACUGAAGACUGCAUGUCUGUAAAACCAUUUUCAGGCGGGAAGUGGCAAGAGAGCAUGUCUUCAUCUUAUUCUGGUAGGCCUCCUGGAGUGAUCUGGUUGGUCACUGUAGAAAACAAAAUGAUUUUCUCAGGAGUCUUCUUGAACACCAGUGUUCAAGGCAUCAACAUUCUUCCUAUCCUUCUUCAAAGUCCA